AUCGAAAAAUAACAAGUGAGAAACACUGAGAGAGCUGAGCUGAGCUUCAUUCUUCAAUUACUUUCCCUUCAUCUCAAUGGCCACGAAAACAACUUCCACUACUUCUCGUAAUCAGGGUGCUUCUGCUGCAAUGCCUCAACAUGUGUUCAUGGUGGGUAACAACAAUGCAUUGGAAGAAAUUAAGGACAAGCUCACCAACUCCUCAAAAGAAAGAGAAGUCAUCUCCAUCACAGGAAUGGGAGGUAUUGGCAAGACGACAUUGGCAAAAAAUGUUUAUGAAGAUAAAGACAUCAAGCGUCAUUUUGACAUUCGAGCAUGGAUUACUGUGUCUCAAUCUUAUUCCUUGGAUGAUUUGCUCCGAGUGCUCCUCCAAUCAAUUGACGUUUCUUCUCCAACAGAAGAACAAUCUGUGCUCCUCCAAUCAAUUGACGCUUCUUCUCCAACAGAAGAACAAUCUGCAGGAACCUUUGAACUCAAGGAUAAAGUCCGUAAGUUGUUGCUUGGAAAGAGGUAUCUAAUUGCAAUAGAUGACAUAUGGAGUACACAAGUUUGGGAUGAUUUGAAGAUAUGCUUCCCAUCAGAAAAGAGAAAUGGGAGUCGAGUAUUGUUGACAACUCGACUCACAAAUGUGGCUACUCAUGCUAGUUCUGGUGGUCUCCCAUUUAGCAUGCCUACCCUAAGCAAAGAAGAAAGUUGGGAUCUAUUUUGCAAAAAAAUAUUUGCAAAAGAAUCUUGCCCUCCUAUUGAAUUUCAGGAAAUUGGGAGAGAUAUUGUGAUGAAAUGCAAAGGAUUACCACUCUCAAUUAUCUUGAUGGCUGGGAUUCUAUCCAAAGCUAAAAUGAAGGUGGAGGAUUGGGAAAAUGUUGCCAGAGAUGUAGCAUUAUCAUCAACUUUAUAUGAGGAGCAAAAUUGUGAGAAAAUACUUUUGUUGAGUUACAAUCACUUGCCUGAAAAUUUGAAGACUUGCUUCUUAUAUUUAGGAGUAUUUCCAGAAGAUUAUGAGAUUCCCGUUCGAAGAUUAGUUGGAUAUUGGGUCGCUCAGGGAUUUGUAGAAGAUGAUGAGGCUUUGGUGGCUAACAAUAAAGAGGAAGUGGGAUGGCAAAAGUUGCAAGAUCUUAUUGAUAGAAAUUUAAUUUUUGUGGAAAAAAGGGGAUGCUGUGGAAGAAUAAAGACGUGUAAGAUCCAUGACCUUACACAUGAGAUGUGCUUGAGACUAGCUAAAGGUAAAAAUAUAUUGCAUGUUAUUGACGACAAGUUUCAUGUUGGACAGUCCUCCAAAGAAAUAAGCCAAGAAGAAGAAGAAAAUGGCAAUUUUUGGGUAAGCCUACAAUCAAUUUCUAAUAUUAGUCGUUUAGAUUUUGAGCAUAGGACACUCCAGAAAUGCCAUUCCUUUCUUGCUAUGUUUCCAUCUAAAUAUGGAUUCGGAUAUGAUGGAGGAAGUCCGAUCUUUACCAAUUACUUGUUCACAGCAACAUCAAUUCAAGUACUUGACCUCCAAUUUGUUUUUCCCUAUUUGCCUGCAUCUCUUUGGAUAAAUAACUUAAGUCAGUUGAGGUAUCUAGCUUUGCACAUUAGUGCAUUUUCUGGUUCCCUCUCAAUUUUAAGCAGCUUGAAAAAUCUACAAACGUUGAUUCUGUAUAGUGCAAGACCUUAUGGAGUAGUAUACUUAACCCUUCCAAAGACACCACAAUUAAGGGAGCUUUGCAUUUUGAAAGGACCUUCAUUUCAUUUUAAAGAUGAUGAAGAGAAUUUGAUAUUGGAGAAUCUGACAACGUUUUUGUGGUUAAGUGACUUAUGUUGCAACAAUGAAGCGCUGAUGGUGAGGAUUCCGAAUGUAAAGAAAUUGGGGGUAAGAUAUGAAAAGCCCAAGCGUAGAGACAAUAUGCAUCCUAUUGACUUGCUCCAUACUUUAAGCCAUUUGGAACAACUCGAAGACAUCAGGUUUUAUGGAUAUCAAUCGUUAAGGUACAAUAGGCUAGUUUAUAUUCCAAAACCAUAUGAUUUUCCACCGAAGCUCAAGAAGUUGAAAUUUUCUAACACUUGGAUGAUAUUGGGGAUCACGAUGACCAUCCUUGGAAGGCUACCUAACCUCGAAGUUCUCCAACUAAAAUGGAAUGCCUUUGAUGAUUCAGAGACCGAGUGGGAACAAGUUGAAGAGGGGUUUCCAAAAUUGAAAGUGUUAGUCUUCCAAUCUCAAAGUCUUUGUAGAUGGAAAGACAGCGAUUUCACUUUCCCAAGCCUUGAGUGCCUCGUGCUAAAGAAUUCCUCCUUGAAAUCACUCCCUUAUGAGAGCCUUUCUGGAUGUCCAUGCCUUAAGAUAAUUCACUUGGAAGGGCUUUGUAGUGAUGGUGUUUUAGAGUCUGCAAAGAAAAUUCAAAAUGAUGGAGAUGGCCUGCUCGAGGUCCGCGAAGAAAAUAUUUAUAUCAUGGGGGCGUUUCUUGACCUGUGAGUGCAACCGGAUACCACUAGACCACAAGGUCUUGGCAAUUGAAGAGAGUGGAAACAACAAGCUAAGCAUUACAUGCUCUUCUACCACUUUGAAGGUAACUUUGAUGACUCACCAUCAAAUCAACCGAAGCACUCACCCAUACAUACCUCUUAGCUCCGAUCCCCUGCCACCUACUCCCCCAAAACAAAUCCUAAGCUCUGUCAAUUUUGUUGUGAUUUAAGAGCAUUUAACUUUCUGGAAAUUGGAAGCAUGCAAAUAUCCUGGAUCAAAAGAGCAAUGCUACUAAUGUUGUGGAUCACUGGAUUUGGCCAGUUGCCGGGCGAAUACAAAUGAAUACGGAUGCAUCUUUGGACUUGAACAACAAUGAAAUGGAUGGGGUUAGGAUGGAUUUUGCGUGAUGAUGAAGGAAAAUUCUUGGCAGCAAAAAAUGUUCGGUUGGAUGGAAUAUAUAGUGUCAAAGAAGCUGAGACUAUCAGUUUGAGGGAGGCUCUAAGUUGGCUUAAGGACACUGAUAUGGGUAGUUGGCAUCGAUGAUUAAUGAUGUCGAAUUUCGUUUUGUCAAACGAUCUGCGAAUUGUGCCGUCCUUACUGUUGUUAGGGAAGUCUUUUCUAUGUCAGGUUGUGAGGAAUGGCUUGAUGUUCCUCCUAUUUUUCUUGUAAACUGUCUUACUCGUGAUUUAAUGAAUUAAGUUUUUAUCUUAAAAAAAAAAAA
Ipomoea triloba (trilobed morning glory) is the source of this 3161-nucleotide messenger RNA. RefSeq names its product putative late blight resistance protein homolog R1B-8. The coding region runs from base 77 to 2449 and encodes 790 amino acids. The transcript is spliced from 3 exons. Gene Ontology annotation, biological process: defense response to other organism. Gene Ontology annotation, molecular function: ADP binding. The record is from RefSeq and is a predicted model, not a curated record. NCBI's taxonomy places the organism in Eukaryota, Viridiplantae, Streptophyta, Magnoliopsida, Solanales, Convolvulaceae.